Messenger RNA from Alternaria novae-zelandiae, 957 nucleotides. RefSeq lists its product as uncharacterized. NCBI's taxonomy places the organism in Eukaryota, Fungi, Ascomycota, Dothideomycetes, Pleosporales, Pleosporaceae. Bases 1 to 957 code for a protein of 318 amino acids. The transcript is spliced from 5 exons. The record is from RefSeq and is a predicted model, not a curated record.
AUGGUCAAAAUCGCAAUUGCAGGCGGUGCUGGAAACGUAGGGCAAGAGUGCAUCGAUGCUCUCCUCGCCACGAAGAAGCACGAGAUUGUGAUUUUCACACGCAAGGACGUCCCCGCCGAGACUACCGACUCGCCCGUCAAACGGGUGAAAGCCAACUACGAAGACGUGGCUGAACUGACUAGUCAUCUACAAGGCGUAGACGUAGUACUAUCUUUCAUCGCGCCACUGGAUCUGCAACAAGGGGUUACCUUCCAGAAGAAUCUCAUCGAUGCCUCAAUCAAGGCUGGUGUAAAGCGUUUCGUACCCAGCGAAUGGGUCUCAUCUACCUUAGAGCACACGCCGUGGUAUUCGUUCAAGGACACGAUACGCGAACACCUAGCCGAGAUCAACAAAGACAGAAAAGUCAUCGAGUACACUCUUUUCCAGCCUGGUCUCUUUUCCAACUACUUAACCGUUCCAUACAAGUCAGCCAAACAUCUCACGCCGCUCCGGAUGAUUUACGAUUUCGAGAAUCGUAGGGCCAUCAUGCGAGAAGGCGGGGAUGACGAUACCAUCGUCUUGACUACGGUACAAGAUCUCGCCGGCGUUGUCGCGCGGGCAAUCGAUUACGAGGGCGGAUGGCCGGUCGUGGGCGGCAUUCGAGGCUCGCGCAUUUCCAUCAAGGAGCUCAUUGCUCUUGGCGAAGAAAUAAGAGGUGGACCCUUUGCCAUCGAAAGACUCUCCAACGAGGACCUGAAAAACGGGAACUGGACUGCCUCCUGGUUACCGGAAUUUGAACAUAAUGCCGUCCCACCGGCGAUGGCUGGGGAGAUGGCAAAAAUGGUACUGAUUGGCUUCACUAAGGCUUUUGGGGCAGGUGCCUUCGAUGUGGGAGAUGAAUGGAACCGAUUGUUGCCCGAUUAUGAGUUCACGGAUGUGAGGACGUUUUUGCGCAAGGCAUGGGAGGGGAAGCCGUGA